Molecule: messenger RNA, 1848 nt
Organism: Chara braunii
Lineage: Eukaryota; Viridiplantae; Streptophyta; Charophyceae; Charales; Characeae
Source: the annotation of a GenBank genome assembly
GGAGGACAUCAGACCUUGCCUCCCCUCGUCUCCCCUCGUCUCCCCUCAUCUUGCUAGGGAGAUGAGGUCUUCGAUUGCUUGCUAGUAGAGUGUAGGUGGCAGUACUGGCAGCCGCUCGCUGCCCUCCUCCUCUGGUCAUCUCGUCGUCUCACCUAGCUGCCCAUCCCGUUGAGCUGCUCCUCCCCUAGCCCCCGCUCCCCGCCUCCCGCUUGAAAGUUCCCGCAACCUGCCGCCCGCUUCCCGCUUUAGAUCUUUUCUUCCGACACUGGGUCAUCUUCAGUGUCCUUUUCAUCGCCAUCGCCAUCGCCAUCGCCAUCGCCAUCGCCGUCUCCAUUCUUAAGGUAUCGAUCUCCAUAGCUAUCGUCACUCGGUGGCCGCCAUCGCCAGCAUCUCGCAGCAGCCUUCCUAUAGAGCUGAUCGCCAUAGCUGGCUUGUAGUGCUAGCACAGUGGCGCAGCCGAUUCGUAGAGUAAUCUAAAUAUAGCAUCAGCGUCACCGAACCGGAUAAUCGAAGUGAGUCACGGCAUAUUUGCUCUACGUGACCACAAAAAAAAAAAAAAAAAAAAAAAAAAAAAAAAAAAAAAACGCUGUCAGAUUCGGUCUGGUCUCUCUAUCUGUUCAUUCUUAAGUGGUAGCUUGGUGUGGACUUGAAAGCUGUGAGAGCAUGGCGGGGGCUUCUGCUUGUUGUGCCAUCGCUGCGGCGCAAGGCGCAUCACUUGCGCUCUCGUCCCCCUGCGCUGGGGAGAUAUGCGGGCAAGUCGACCGAGGCGGGCAUGGCGCGGAAGCAAACCUGUUGUCGUUCAAAUGGCGGAAGACGGGGGCGGGGGCGGGGGCGGGGGCGCUCUUUCCCGCCGCAGGGAAGCUGUCGUCGGGAUCGGCGACCUCCGGCUCCGGUUUCCGCAGGUCAGCUCUCCGCCGGCCCAAGCUUGGAGAUGGUGUGGAGGCGGAGGCGGAGGAGGAGAGGCGACAGACGAGCAGGAGGGGGUCCUCUUCUUCCCGCCAAUACUCGAUUCAAGCCAUAGCCACGCCUGAAAGGACGCAGGAGGCGGACACCGCGACCUCGACGACGUCGACGGGAGUGGGAUCUCCGCUGGCUUCGUCUCAAGGGAUCGCGACUGCCGGACCACAGAGGGGAUCGGCGGAGUCCACUGCUGACCCGGCUUCUCCAACCUUCUUGCCCAUUCCCUCCUUCGAAGAGUGUUUCCCUUCAAGCACCAAGGAAUUCAGGAGAGGGGGAUAUGGAAAGGAGGAGGAGGAUGUGGACGAGGAGGACAAGGAGGAGGAGGAGUCGAGAUGGAGGAGAAGAGACGGACGGAGGGAAAAGAGGAAGGGCAGGAGGAGGACGAGUCGGAGGAGGAGGAGACACGGAUGGCAAGGAAGGGUAGGACACGAGAAAGGGGAGGACACGAGGAAGGGAAGGAGACGAGGAGGCAUGGAAGAUGAGGAAGUACGAGGAGGAGGAGGAGACGAAAAGGAGAAGGGAGGAGGAGACAUGGAGGAUGAGGAAGGGGAGAAGGAGCAAGGCCAUUGGAUCCUCGAGGCGCCACAAGAGAGUGCCGCUCCGUCAGGAAAAGUCCCGCAGAAGUAGGGCAUGUGCGAUCACAUUUUUCUUUCACGUUCCGUUCACUGCACCUCCACCUUUAGCGACACUUUUACGUUCUUAUGAACACGGGAGGAAGUGGGAUCGCCCCCUUAAAAAACUGACAAUGCUUCCGAAGUAAACUUGAAGCCAAGAAAUUCAAUCUACCAAAUUGAUCCUUGUCUAACAGUGGUGGCCUCCAACCAGAAACCCCAGACUCCCAAUUCCAACUCAAAUUUUAACCAACCUAGAUAAAGACCAGCCUAAAAC